AUUAAAUGGUCGCCACAUAUCCUAAUACAUGUGAACUCCGAAGUGAACACAACAGACAGACAUCCAAUAUCGUGCGAAUCCAAACCAUGUGUGUAAAAUAAAACAAAACUUGUUCAUUGCAGCAGAUCUGCCACACAAAGCGAAGUGGGUUUUUUUGUUGUUGCACAGAAUGGAAAUAACUGCUCAGCAUCACUUGUCUAUUUCCCAUACAAAGCUUCCAAGGCCUUCUUCUUCUUCAAGUUUCAGAGCUUCUGCUGCCUCUCUUCUUGCUUCUACUACUUCACUACCUUUUCAGUGCUCCAACAACAUUCUCCAAGGCCAAGGUGUACUUAGGAUCAAAGGGAAGCAGCUAAGAAGUACAUUCGGCCCCAUCUAUGCCUCCUCCUCUAAGGCUCAAAGUCCUCCUCCACCUCAAAAAUGGCUUCUGGAACCUGUUGGUGAUGGAGAUACAAGGCAUAUAGGUUUCAAGGUUCCAAUGCCAAGUGCGUUUGAAAUUUCUGCUGAUGAGGUGACUGUUGGCCGUCUUCCAGAGGAAGCUGACAUGGUGAUUCCAGUUGCAACAGUAUCUGGUGUUCAUGCUCGCAUUCAAAAGAAAGAAGGGAAGCUCUUGGUAACAGAUUUGGACAGCACAAAUGGGACCUUCAUUGAUGACAAACGGUUGAGUGCAGGAGUUGUUGCCACUGUGCCACCUGGUUCUUGUCUUACAUUCGGUGAUGAACACUUAGCUGUGUUUCGUGUCUCAAAAUUGGAGAAUGUGGAAGCUGCAAGCAACCCAGAUCCUUCUGAAGAUAAAAUAGAGGCUGAUAUCCCAAAUGAAAAUGCGAAGACAAGUUGAAAUACAGGAUAUCUUUGUAACUUGUAAGUGAACAAAUUAAUGCAAAUUUCUGAAUGGGAAAUUAAGAUAGCUCCACACCUUGGUUUGAAAAUAGAUCUCCAAAUAAUCUUAAGAAAGGCUUACUACAUUUUGAUCCACAAUGUAGAGUUAUAUAUUUUCUUUCCUUUCUAUUGAAUUUGAUUCUCUUUUGUAAGCAGUUUAAGCUUCGAGAGUAGCCUACGUUACAGAUGAUGCAUCGAUAUCAAACGAGAUUUAAUUAUGUGUAUAUUGUUGGGGUUGAAAGGUUUUAAAACCUUGCAAAACACUCAUUGUUGC
Molecule: messenger RNA, 1150 nt
Organism: Prunus dulcis (almond)
Lineage: Eukaryota; Viridiplantae; Streptophyta; Magnoliopsida; Rosales; Rosaceae
Exons: 5
Coding region: 170-835 (221 amino acids)
Molecular function (GO): mRNA binding; protein binding
Source: RefSeq, a predicted model, not a curated record